AUGUUACCAAGCAGUGAACCAUCCAAAAAUCCAUCAGCUCCUCCAUCAGAGUCUCCGUCAUUGAUGCCCAGCUCAAGUCCGUCACUAUCGCCAUCACAGUCUCCUACAGCAAUGCCAUCACCGUCGCCAACUGUGUAUGGCACUGGUCCAAUUGUGAAUGUGGCAACCAAUGAGUGCAUCACUGUGGCAACAGCCACAAACUCUGAAAGGAUCUACUUAGCUCCUUGUGAUGGUUCUAUCAAUCAGAGGUGGCUCUAUGAUACCAGCACUAAAGCAAUCAAGCCAGUGUCAGAUGGAGGUAUUUGUUUUGACCAUGAUAUCGACAGCGCGAACAUUGAUGUUACGAUAUACAACUGCCAUGGUCUUGACAACCAACAAUGGUUUUCCAAUGAUCGCAAUGAGCUCAAGUGGUUUACAGACACCGAAAGGAAUAGUAUCCUACAGGAAAAGUGCAUGGAUUAUGAUGGCAGCAACUUCAUGGUCAUGCUUGACUGUGAUGGAAGUAACAACCAAUAG
This is a messenger RNA of Seminavis robusta, 516 nucleotides long. The record is from the annotation of a GenBank genome assembly. Lineage: Eukaryota; Bacillariophyta; Bacillariophyceae; Naviculales; Naviculaceae.